Molecule: messenger RNA, 839 nt
Organism: Drosophila montana
Lineage: Eukaryota; Metazoa; Arthropoda; Insecta; Diptera; Drosophilidae
Product: forkhead box protein B2
Exons: 2
Coding region: 188-529 (113 amino acids)
Source: RefSeq, a predicted model, not a curated record
UUGAAGCGUUAGGUUGGCCCAGGCCCACAAAGAGUCGAGAGACAAGCGGAGAGAAGCACCGAGAGACAAACUGGAGACAAACUGGAGACAAACUGGAGACAGAGACAGAGACAGCGAGAAACAGCUUCUCCGGCUGAGUUAACAAUUUGUAAGACACAAAACGCGGACAAACAAUUGGCACUCCAGCAUGGAAACCUAUUUGACCGAGAUCAAACAAUUGCGCAUACCACGCCCGAAAUUCGAGCCGAAUAGCUGCCACCAGCAGCACCAGCAUGCAACGGCAACGGGAGCGGGAACGGGAGCGGGAACGGCAACAGCGACAGCAACCGCGACAAUGACAUCGACGCCCACACAUCAUCAUCAUCAUCAUCAGCUUCAGCUACAGCAUCAUCAUCAUCACCACGCCCAUCAUCAGUGGCGACACUUUGUGCGGCCCUUUACACCGCCACGCGAUUAUCACUUGCCAGUUGUUGGUGGAGCCGUCGCCUGGUCGGCAGCGGAGGACAGCGCCACGCACGACAAAAUCUAAGGGAGGAGCUGAGUUGAGCUGAGCUGAGCUGAGCUGGUGGGGAGUGGCAGGGAUCUACCGGGCUGGCAGCUCGGCGGUCUGUUUGAGCUCAAUUGGAUUGCAUUGACGCUGGCUUUGCUGUUGUCGUAUUGAUUACACUACCAAUAUGUCGAGCGAGAGAGACAGAUAUAUAUAUAUGGUAUAUACACACAUGCUAUAUAUAACUAUAAUCUAUCAAGAGUUUAAAGCUCUUUUGCAUAAUUUAGUGCUUAAGUUUAGUGUUUACUGUGGUAAGCUUAGGUUUCCUAUAUUAGCUAUACAAUAAUAAUAA